Myotis brandtii (Brandt's bat) is the source of this 5293-nucleotide messenger RNA. It is a transcript of the gene ITGA10, whose product is annotated as integrin, alpha 10. The transcript has 30 exons. Gene Ontology annotation, molecular function: integrin binding. Gene Ontology annotation, cellular component: integrin complex; external side of plasma membrane. NCBI's taxonomy places the organism in Eukaryota, Metazoa, Chordata, Mammalia, Chiroptera, Vespertilionidae. Gene Ontology annotation, biological process: cell-matrix adhesion; cell adhesion mediated by integrin; cell-cell adhesion. Bases 315 to 3818 code for a protein of 1167 amino acids. The record is from RefSeq and is a predicted model, not a curated record.
UUAUUGUCUGGAAACAACAAAGGACAGGAAAAAAGAGAAGGAAACAGCAGAAAGAGUCCAGAGUUGUGUUCCCUUUGGAUUCUGAGAUGACGCCUCCAGGGGGCAGCACCAAGGCAGAGAACUAGACUAAGAUCACUCAGUCCUGUCCUCUGUCUGGGGCUCCCCACAGGUCCCCACCAUCACUCCUCCCAUUCCUCCCAACUUUAUUUUUAGCUGGCAGUGGGAGGGGGCAGGAUGGGAGGGAAACUAACGAAAACAGAAGAGGAGAGGGACAGAGGCACAGAGGACUUCUCACGCGGCCAGAACAGCCAGGCAUGGAGCUGCCUCUCAUCCCUCACCUGUUCUUGUCCCUGAUGGUCCUGACAGGUCUCUGCUCCCCCUUCAACCUGGAUGUGCAUCACCCACGUCUGUUCCCAGGGCCACCUGAGGCUGAAUUUGGAUACAGUGUCUUACAACAUGUUGGGGGUGGACAGCGAUGGAUGCUGGUGGGUGCCCCCUGGGAUGGGCCUUCUGGUGACCGAAGGGGAGACAUUUACCGCUGCCCCAUAGGGAGAUCCCACAAUGCCUCAUGUGCCAAGGUCCACUUGGGUGACUACCCACUGGGAAAUUCAUCUCGUCCUGCUGUGAACAUGCACUUGGGGAUGUCUCUACUGGAGACAGAUGGUGAUGGGGGAUUCAUGGCCUGUGCCCCUCUCUGGUCUCGUGCUUGCGGUUCCUCUGUCUUCAGUUCUGGAAUAUGUGCCCAUGUAGAUGCUUCAUUCCGGCCCCGGGGAAGCCUGGCACCCACUGCACAGCGCUGCCCCACAUACAUGGAUGUUGUCAUCGUCUUGGAUGGCUCCAACAGCAUCUACCCCUGGUCUGAAGUUCAGACUUUCCUACGAAGACUGGUGGGAAGACUGUUCAUUGACCCAGAGCAGAUACAGGUGGGGCUGGUACAGUAUGGUGAGAGCCCUGUACAUGAGUGGUCCCUGGGAGAUUUCCGAACCAAGGAAGAAGUGGUGAGAGCGGCAAGGAACCUGAGUCGGCGGGAGGGACGAGAAACAAAGACUGCCCAAGCAAUAAUGGUGGCCUGCACAGAAGGAUUCAGUCAGUCCCGCGGGGGCCGCCCGGAGGCUGCCAGGCUGCUGGUGGUUGUCACUGAUGGAGAAUCACAUGACGGAGAGGAGCUGCCCGCAGCACUGAAGGCCUGUGAGGCCGGACGAGUGACCCGCUAUGGCAUUGCCGUCCUCGGCCACUACCUCCGGCGGCAGCGAGACCCCAGCUCUUUCGUGCAGGAAAUCAGAGCUAUCGCCAGUGACCCAGACGAGAGGUUCUUUUUCAAUGUCACCGAUGAAGCUGCACUGACCGACAUUGUGGACGCACUGGGAGACCGGAUUUUUGGCCUUGAGGGGUCCCAUGGAGAAAACGAAAGCUCCUUUGGCCUGGAAAUGUCUCAGAUUGGUUUCUCUGCUCAUCGGCUAAAGGAUGGGAUUCUCUUUGGGAUGGUGGGGGCCUAUGACUGGGGGGGCUCCGUGUUAUUAUGGCUUGAAGAAGGUCACCACCUUUUCCCCCCACGGACCGCCCUGGAAGAUGAGUUCCCCCCUGCAUUGCAGAACCACGCGGCCUACCUGGGUUACUCUGUUUCCUCCAUGCUUUUGCGGGGUGGACAACGCCUCUUCCUCUCGGGGGCUCCUCGGUUUAGACAUCGAGGAAAGGUCAUCGCCUUCCAGCUUAAGAAAGAUGGGGCUGUGAGGGUCGCCCAGAGCCUCCAGGGGGAGCAGAUUGGCUCAUACUUUGGCAGUGAGCUCUGCCCAUUGGAUACAGAUGGCGAUGGGACAACUGAUGUCUUACUCGUGGCUGCCCCCAUGUUUCUGGGACCCCAGAACAAGGAGACAGGACGUGUUUAUGUGUAUCUGGUGGGUCAGCAGUCCUUGCUCACACUGCAGGGAACACUUCAUCCGGAACCCCCCCAGGAUGCUCGGCUUGGUUUUGCCAUGGCUGCCCUUCCUGACCUGAACCACGACGGCUUUGCUGACGUGGCGGUGGGGGCACCGCUGGAGGAUGGGCACCGUGGAGCGCUGUACCUCUAUCAUGGGGCUCCGAGUGGAGUCAGGCCCCGCCCUGCCCAGCGGAUCGCUGCUGUCUCCAUGCCACGGGCCCUCAGCUACUUUGGCCGAAGUGUAGAUGGCCGGUUAGAUCUGGAUGGAGAUGACCUGGUGGAUGUGGCUGUGGGUGCCCAAGGGGCGGCUAUCCUGCUCAGCUCCCGGCCCAUUGUCCGCCUGGCCCCGUCGCUGGUUGUGACCCCGCCGGCCAUCAGUGUGGUUCAGAGAGACUGCGCGCGGCGAGGCCAGGAGGCAGCCUGCCUCUCUGCGCUCCUCUGCUUCCGAGCAACCUCCCGCACGCCUGGCCGCUGGGAUCGCCGGCUCUACUUGCAGUUCACAGCAUCACUGGACGAGUGGACAGCUGGAGCCCGGGCAGCUUUUGACGGCGCUGGCCAGAGGCUGGCCCCUCGGCGGCUCCGGCUCACUGUGGGGAAUGUCACCUGUGAGCGGCUACACUUCCAUGUGCUGGAUACAUCAGACUACCUCCGGCCGGUGGCCUUGACUGUGACCUUUGCUUUGGACAACACCACAAAGCCAGGCCCUGUGCUGGACGAGGGCUCACUCACCUCGAUACGAAAGCUGGUGCCCUUCUCAAAGGACUGUGGCCAAGACAAUGAAUGUGUCACAGACCUGGUGCUCCGGGCGAAUAUGGACAUCAGAGGCUCCAGGAAGGACCCGUUCGUGGUUCAAGGUCGGCGGAAAGUGCUGGUGACAGCCACCCUGGAGAACAGGAAGGAGAAUGCCUACAACACCAGCCUGAGCCUCAGCUUCUCUAGAAACCUCCACCUGGCCAGUUUCACUCCUCAGAGGGACAGGUCGGUGAAGGUGGAGUGUGCCGCGCCUUCCCCUCACGCCCGGCUCUGCAGUGUGGGACAUCCCGUCUUUCAGACUGGAGCCAAGGUGACCUUUCUGCUAGAGUUUGAGUUUAGCUGCUCCUCCCUCCUGAGCCAGGUCCUUGUGAGGCUGACUGCCACCAGCAAUAGCCUGGAGAGAAAUGGGACCCUUCACGAUAACAAGGCCCAGACCUCAGCCUACAUCCAGUAUGAGCCUCACCUGCUCUUCUCUAGUGAGUCCACUAUGCACCGCUAUGAGGUUCAUCCAUACGGGACCCUCCCAGUGGGUCCUGGCCCUGAAUUUAAGACCACUCUUAGGGUUCAGAACCUUGGCUGCUAUGUGGUCAGCGGCCUCGUCAUCUCAGCUUUCCUUCCAGCCGUGGCCCAUGGGGGCAACUACUUCCUGUCACUGUCUCAGGUCAUCACUCACAAUGCAAGCUGCGCGGUGCAGAAUCUGACUGAGCCCCCUGGGCCCCAUGCGCACCCAGAGGAGCUUCAGCACACCAGCCGGCUGAACGGGAGCAACACUCGGUGUCAGGUCGUGCGGUGCCACCUUGGGCGGCUCGCUAAGGGGACCGAGGCCUCUGUCGGACUACUGAGACUGGUUCACAAUGAAUUCUUCCGGAGGGCCAAAUUCAAGUCUCUGACAGUGGUCAGCACCUUCGAGCUGGGCGCUGAGGAGGGCAGUGUCCUACGGCUGACCGAAGCUUCCCGCUGGAGUGAGAGCCUCCUGGAGGUGAUCCAGACGCGCCCUGUGCUCAUCUCCCUGUGGAUCCUCAUUGGCAGCGUCCUGGGAGGGCUGCUGCUGCUGGCUUUCCUCGUCUUCUGCCUUUGGAAGCUUGGCUUCUUUGCCCGUAAGAAGAUCCCCGAGGAAGAAAAAAGAGAAGAGAAACCGGAGCAAUGAAUGUAGAAUAGAGUCCUGGAAAGUCCUCCCUGGAAGCUUCUCCAAAAGACUCGCCAAAGAGCGAAGGCUGGGGGUUCCGAGGGGACGAGAAUCAGCCCCUGGACGGCCUCCCCUCGCCUGAACCCUGACUUGACUUUGGAGUCAUGAGGAAGCUGCUGGCAGGAGAUGAGGCCUCACCUCAGACAAGAAGGGCUGGCACCCCGACUAGGAGCACUCCCUCUGUCUGCUCCCCUCCUCAUGACCACGGUUCACGGCCUACACGGGGCCUUUUUCUCCAGCCUCGGGAAUCGGGAAUUUGCUGCCUAGGUCCCUGCCUCCUUUCAGAUUCCCCUACGGCCUCCUUCACAGUUUGGGAAGGGUGAGGGUUGUCUUCCUCGUCCCCUGCCUCUCAUCUUCCUGCUGGCUCCCCGCUCCACAGGAGGGAGCUGACGUUGGCUUGAAAGAAGUAAAGUCAACAUCUGCUGCUCUCCUCUGGAGUCUGGUGAUUCAGAAAGCCAACUGGGGAGAGUCAACAGGAAAAAAGAGGGAGGAGGAAAAGCCACAAGAGACAUUCUGUACAAUUCCAAGGAACAGAGAAGCCUUUAGACAGGCAACUGCCAUCCCCCUGAAACCUGAGACCUGGCGGUGCACUGGCCCGCCCUCAGGUGCUGGGGAAAGGAGCCGCUCAGGGCCUGCUGGGCAUGGGUUUCCCAGCUCCCACCAUUCCCUGGGAGCAAAGCCAGGUCCCCGAAUCUCUGGAGCCAGGGGCCCCCCGGUGGCUAGAGGUGGAAUAGCAGAGCAGCCUGUCUACCCCAGGCAGCAUUUUCUCCUCCCUCAGGCCUCUCAAACUUUUGAGCCCUCUAUAAACUGCAGAGAAGGGAAAGGAUUGCCGCUUGACGGUGGGAAACCCUUCCACCUUACCAGCUUGGGGAAGCAGCAGCCCCAUGGAGCCUGAAUGAGUGGGGUUUGCAUUGAGGAGGAAGCUAAAGUGCGUGGCAGGAGGUGUCUGAGGAGCCAGCCCUUCCUUGCUCAGCAGGGGUUAUUGAGCACAAAUAGCUCCUAGGAACAUGCUUCUGGGGCAGCUCCUACUUUGUGGGGCUUCUCUGGUGGAAGCGCGUUGCCAGCCCCUGCCUGAUGUUUACUAGAAAUUCUCAAGUUCAUUUCCAUCUCUGGACCACCCCACCCUGUCCCAUGUUUUGGUCAUGGCCGGUUAAGAGAAUUUGAUUCUCAUCAACAACUGGGUAACUUAUAUUUCUUUGUAAUCAAGACUUGGGAUAACAAAGUCAGUUACUGGUCUCCAGGGUGCGGCACCCAUUUAGAGCUGAGACCAGGCAUCUGACUAGUAGCCAUAGAACCUGUCCUUCAGGGCUGUCCUUGAGGCCCACAGUAUUUACUUUGGCAUGUCUCGAGCUGUUUGCAGAGGGCAUUGUCUCUGUUUUCCAGCAUGGUGGGCAGCAUAUCAGAUGGCCAGAACAAAUAAAGUUCGUGUCAAGUGA